GCUAAACGAGUGAGCUGAGAUGAAAGAUAAGGUGGUGCCCUGCGUUUUGUUCAAGAAAUAAACUGCAGAAUGCGAGAGGAUAUAAAUGGUUAAAGGAAAAACUAUUCUCUAGAGGGAUUGCAGGAAAACCUGGAAGAGCGGAGUUAGAUUCUAGUGGCCCAGGAAAGGAUCAGAGAGGUGGAGUCGACUCCCGAGCCAGUGGAAUUUGCUCUGCUUUUGGCACCGCCUUACUGGCGGAGUGUACGGUUACAGCGGAACAGGUUCCUCCACUUCAUGCUCAGUUCCCGGAGACAUGAACAGGGACGAGAUUCACCUGGACAUGUGGCGAUCGCGAAAGUCCGACUGCUCGGAAAUGAGUAGCCUCAGCUUACCGGGGAACAUGAGGCGAGGGGGUUCAGACACGAACCUUAACCUCAGCAUGAUUAAUGGCCUGCUGGACUUCCAGAGCGACAGCCUGACAACAGACAAGCUGAAGCAGAAGAUCCUGAAGGUGACGGAGCGGCUGCGGAUUGAACAGGAGAUGCGGGAUGCCAACGUGGCUGAGUACCUGAAACUGGUGAACAAUGCUGACAAGCAGCAGGCACGCCGCAUCAAGCAGGUCUUCGAGAAGAAGAACCAGAAGUCCGCCCAGACCAUCGCCCAACUGCAGAAGAAGUUUGACCACUACCACCGCAAGCUGAAGGAGGAGGAGCAGAGCGGGCCCAGGAUCUCCAGGGAGGGGCUGAGGGGCUCACAGCAGAACGUGAGGGACGUGGACAGCAGCACCACACGGCUCGCCACCAGCGCUGCCAGCGGACUGGGACUGGAGACCGGGCGCGGCCUUCCAGGGCUGACCCUGACACCGCCCGCGUUCGUCUUCAGCAAGCCGCGGGAGAUUGCCAACCUGAUCCGCAACAAGUUUGGCAGCGCCGAUAACAUCGCCCACCUGAAGAGCAACCUGGAUGACUUCCAACGGGACCCAGGGCAUCGUGCCCUGAGUGGCAGUGCCGUGCUUGUGUCCAAGGUAAAGUACACCAGUGACGACGAUGGCUCCAGUGGCAGUGUCUCCGGGGACAGCAAUGGUACCUCCGACUUCGGGGUCAAAGGGGCAGCCAGCCCAAAGUCUGGCUCGUUGGAGAGGGAGCGGAGCAGGCUGUCCGGGGUUCUGGAGGAACUUCGGGAGUUGAAGGAAACGCAAGCACAGCUGUCAGAGGCGAUGGAAAAUUUAAAGGCUCAGUUUAACAGAGAGUUUGGCAUCGUCACCGAAACACUACAGGAGGAACACUACAGGUUGGCAAAUUUGGAAGAUCAGCUGAAUGACCUCUCUGAGCUUCAUCAGCAUGAGACAAUGGACCUAAAGCAAGAGCUGGCAAGCAUCGAGGAAAAAGUCGCCUAUCAGUCAUAUGAACGGGCCCGUGAUAUUCAGGAAGCACUGGAGUCAUGCCAGACUCGCCUCGCCACCCUGGAGUUACAUCAACAACAGCAGCAGGUGGUGCAGAACGAAAAUGCCAAUGCCAAGGUGCUGCUGGGGAAAUGUAUCAACGUUUUACUGGCCAUCGUAACCGUCAUCCUUGUCUGUGUCUCCACAGUUGCCAGAUUCAGCAUUCCUCUCAUGAAGAGCCGUUUGCACAUCAUGUGCAUGCUCUGUACAGUGAUAUUCAUUCUCAUCUGUUGGAAAAAAUGGGAUCAGCUUCAGUGUCUAACAGAACAUAUUUUUACAUAUCAACUGUGAUUUCGAAUUCUUGUCAAGCAAAUUUUACUUUGAAAUUAAAGAAAAAAUCUAGAUAAAGGAAUUUAUAACAUGAUUUCCACCUUGAUUACCAACAUUAAAUAGGAUUUGGAAAGUGAAUUAUUUGACGUGUGCAGUAUAUUAUUUAUUGCAAGAUUCUCUCUAAGAUCUGUUCCUGCUACAGCCAAUGCCUCAUGGCGUCCUUUUACCUUCCGCUGAUUGUCACUUCUUGUGUGAAAUGAUCCUUUGAACAGAGUUGACUAGUGAGAAAUGAAGCCAUCACUGGUCUUUGAUCACAUAAUAUUUUACAGACCAACCGGAAACCAGCAAAAGUGGGGUGAGAAAAAUGGAACAAGAAUAUCGUCAUUUGUUUUACUUGAAUGCCUGCACCUUACGUCCUGAAAGAGGGAGAGCCAACCAAUGGACAAUGUAUGGAUGGUGGAAAGUUCACAUGAUGACUGCGUUUCUGCUCACCUAUGUACAAGUCAUCUUUUCCACCAUCUUACUCAGCUUCGAGGCUUAUACCAUCUAUCAGGAAAUAAUACUUUCUAUAAAACCAGUUCUGUAAAUAAACAUUUCUAUGCCAGCUCUGUGGAAAAUCUGUCUAGUGAAUGUAUUCUCUCUAAUUUUUAUCUGUACACCUGCUGGACCACAAGAGAAUUAAUAUCUCUGUGCUAUGUACUUGUUAAGUAUUUGUCAUAUGUAAUUACUUCGGGGGGAGCAAUUUGAAUACACUAGUACUGUAUAGUCAACUUUUAAUCUCAUGAAGUACACUUAAUUGUAGCUCUUAUAGAAUUUGUCUUAAGUUUAUGCUUUUAAAUGUAUGUACGUAUAUUUAUGUGUGGGGAAGUGCAAUCUCUGUCUAACCAGAAGUGCUCAGAACCAGGCCUGUUAUUGUGCUGAAAGGCAAGUACAUUCAAUAUAAGAACAGUUAGUUCAUAUUUAAUAUACAUGAGUUCGGCUUUGUCUCACCAACCCUAACGAAGAGUUAUAGAGGGGUGGGAAACAGAGUGCCAGAAGAGAUAGUGGAGCGGUUGUGGAGAAAGAUGUUGUUGAGCCUAUAUACAAGGUCAGGAAUGAAAACAUUGAGCGUGGUUGGACUUGUAUUUUGACCUGCAUAUACUUCAAUGCAGGGAAUAUUAUAGGAAAGGCAGAUGAGCUUAGGGCAUGGAUCAGCACAUGGAAUUAUGAUACUGUGGCCAUUUUUGCAGGAGGGGCAGGACUGGCAGAUCAAAGUCCCAGGCUUCCGUUGCUUUAGAUCUGAAAGAGUGGAAGGUAUUAAAGGGGGAGGAGGGGACAGACUGGAGAGCUUGUCUAGUGAGGCUUUGUGGUAGAACUGAGGAAUAACAAAGGUGUGACCACAUUAAUGGGAUUGUGUUACAGGCUAGCCAACAGUUUGCAGGAUUUAGAGGAGCAAAUUUGCAGAGAGAUUGCAGAUUUUUGCAAGAAACAUAAGGUUGUGAUAGUAGGUGAUUUUAACUUUCCACAUAUUGACUGGGACACCCAUACUAUAAAAGCACUGGAUGGAAAAGAGUUUGUCAAAUGUAUUCUGGAAAGUUUUCUUAUUCAAUACAUAGAAGUCCCAACUAGAGAGAGUGGGAUAUUAGAUUUCCUGUUGGGGAAUGAGACGUAGCAGGUGACAGAAGCUUAUGUAGGGGAAUGCUUUGCAUCUAGUGAUCAUAAUGCCAUUAGUUUCAAAGCAAUUAUGUUAAAAGAUAGGUCUGGUCCUCAGGUCAAGAUUCUAACAUGGAGAAAGACCAAUUUUGAUGGUAUCAGAAAGGAUCUGGGAAAGAGUGGACUGGGACAGGUUGUCUUCUGGCAAUGGUGUACUUGGUAAAUGGAAGACCUUCAAAAGUGAAAUUUUGAGAGUACAUAUUUUGUAUGUUCCUGUCAGAAUAAAAGGUAAAGAUGACAGGUUUACAGAAUCUUGGUUUUUGAGAGAUAUUGAGGCCCUGGUUAAGAAAAAGGGGGCGGUACAUAUUAAGUAUAGGCAAGCAAGAACAAAUGAGGUAUUUGAGGAGUAUAAGAAAUGAAAGACAACACUUAAGAAGGAAAACAGGAGGAGUAAAAUAAGACAGGAGGUUGUCUAGCAGACAAGCUGAAGGAGAAUCCAAAGAGCUAAAGGUAUUUUAACAGCAAAAAGAUAGCAGGGGACAAAACUGGUCCUCUGGAAGAUCAGAGUGGUUAUUUAUGGAUGGAGCCGGAAGAGAUGGGCAAGAUCUUAAAUGGAUUUUUUCCAUCUGUACUUACUCGGGAGAUGACACAGAAGAUUAGAGAGGAUCAGGUGUUUACUGUCUGAGGCAAAUUAGGGUGGAUAAAUCUGUAGGACCUGACAAGGUGUUCCCUUGUAUGCUGUGGGAGGCUAGUGCAGAAAUUGCAGGGGCAGUAGCAGAGAUCUUUAAAGCAUCUCAUGGGUGAGGAUAGCUAAAGUUGUUACAUUGUUUAAGAAAGGCUCUAAGAAUAAGCCAAGAAUAGGCCAUUCAUCAAUAGAGGGAAAAUUAUCGGAAAGUAUUCUAAACAACUGGAUAUAUAAGUAUUUGGACAGAAAAGAAUUCAUUAGGGAUUGUCAACAUGGCUUUAUGCAUGGUAAGUUGUCUAGCCAAUUUUAUAGAAUUUUUUGAAGAAGUUACCAGGAAAGUUGAUGAAAGCUGGACUUCAGCAAGGCUUUUGACAAUGUCACAUAGGGUCAUAAAGAAAACUUCUGGUACAUUGGCCUUCAUAUAGCUGUGUAUUGUAUACAGGAGUUGGGAUGUUAUAUUGAAAUUGUAUAAGAUGUUGGUGAGGCCUAAUUUGGAACACUGUGCGCGUUUUGGUCACCUACCUACAGGAAAGGUGUAAAUAAGAAUUGGUAAAAUGCAGAGAAAAUUUACAAGGAAGUUCCCAGAGUUUGGAGAUCUGAGUUACAGGGAUUGGUUAAAUAGGUUUGGACUUUAUUCCCCAGAACAGGGGUUCUCAACCUGUUUUAUGCCAGAACCCCUACUAUUAACCGAGAGGUCUGUGGACCCCAGGUUGGGAACCUGUAGGUAAACACCAAGAUCCACUGUGGCUAUCUAUAUUCCUAGCAAGUAAUCAUAUAAUAUAAAACAUCCUGCCAGGACUGACUACCAUGAAGCAUUCUGCAGCUUGUCCAGCCACAGCCAGACAAUCCAUUCAAAUGUGAUCUUCAGGAGGUGUAUCUUCCCUUCCAGGUGAGCCAGGUCCAUUAUCAAAUAUAAGCAACACCCUUGGCCUCCUGAAACUAUUGAAGCAAAUAUCUGUCACUUUUCAUUAUGAACGCUUGUUUUCAGAUCACAAAUGAGAUGCUGAUUUCCAGCAGUUUUGUUUCAACCUCAAACUCAGAUGAUAACCACAGAUGAGUGCAUACGAAUAGAUUAGGAAAUGUAGAAUUUCAACGAAGAAAAUGUUUCAAUUCAGCAUUAAUGCAAUUCUGCAAUAUACAUUCUUUAAUCAUGCUAUCUUUUACAAAGAUAUGUGAACAAGAGUUUAAUUUAUAAUUUAAAAGUAGUACAUCUACAAACCAACAGAAACUCUUUUCUCAAGCCCUCUAAAAGCUGUACCAUUCAGCCUGAAGAAGGUAGUACAGUAAUUAAAAUGGUUCACUUCCUUCUCACCCCAGACUCAGGUUUAUUAUCACUUUCAUAUGGUAAUAUGUCGUGAAAUUUGUUGUUUUGGGGCAGUGUUCAUGGGUUCCUGGUCUGUUCCUUUGUGGGCCUUAAGGCUCCUGCAUCUCCACCCUGAUGUUAGUAUUGGGAAGAGACAGUAUCCAAUAAUGGAUACUGCCUUUUGGAAGCAUCAUCUUUUGAAGAUUUCUUCACUGGUGGGCAGGCUAGUGCCUUUGAUGGAGCUGGCUGAGCUUACAAACCUCAGCAGCCUUUUCCGAUCCUCUGCAUUGGCACCUCCAUAUCACAUGCUGCUGCAACCAGUUAGAAUGGUGACAUACCAAAUCUCCUCAAACUCCUAAUGAAAUAUAGCCAUUGACAUGCCUUCUUUGCAAUUGCAUCAAUAUGUUGGGCCCAGGAUAGAUUUUCAGCUCCCAUACACUCUCAGGGACAGUUGUGUGACCUUUCUCCUUUUAUGUCACCAGAAAUAGAAAAAUAGCAAACUGUUCAAUACUCUCAGUUACUAUUUCAGAUAUUGAUGGUGAUUUAGAUAUUUCUACCACACAUAUAAUUACAAGUUAGCUCAGAGGUGGGAUAUGCAAAUAAUGUGUCAUUAGGCACAGCAGUGUGCAGUCAGCUGCUAGGUUACUGGAGAGAAACAUACAAUGCAAAUUCUGUUGCACAGGCUUUGAUUAGCGGUUAAACAGCAGCCCACAGAAGGCAACGGAUGGGUGCUCACAGUGAAAUGUUUGGUGCACAGGCAGUCCUGCUAGAAACUCUGCAAAUAAAAGUGUGGUGCCACUUAUAACAAGGUUUUUUUGCAAUCACUGAGUUCAGUCCCAGUCUGUUUUGAAAUGGUUCACAACUCUGUUAAUUUACUAAACGUAGUGAUAACCCCUGUGAUGGUGGAUGCCCUAGCUUCCACUGCAACACAAGCAGACUCCAUUUAAUAUCUGGCUGCUGUAGUCUUAAUCAGUUCAGACUAUGUGGACACAUUGUUCAAGGUAUUUGCAGAGUCUCAUUGAGAGUUUCAAAAUGGAUCCUCCUACAAAUCACCAGGAACAUUGAGACACUGCUGCUCCAGUUUGGCAGUGUCUCCAAACAACACUAACCUGUGGUCCUCUCCUAGAAUUAUAAGUUGCAUUAAUAGAGUAGAUGGUCAGAUCCUUCUUCCCAUAUUAGAAGUAUUAAAAGCACGACAGUAUAGGCUUGUGGUGACAGGAAGGAUUUUUAAAAGGGUUUUCGGCUGGAUUUAGAACUCACUGUCAAAGAAGUUGGUGGAGCUUUAUGCAAUCACCACGUCUCAAACAUUUUGAUAGGCAUUUAAAUAAGCAAGGCAUACAAGAGUGGAGAUCUAAUGCAGACAAUUAAGAUUAAAGUAGAUGGGCUGAAUGGUCCAUUUCUGUGCACUAUAACUAAUGGCUGUUAGAAAGACAUGAACUGACAGAGAAAUGCAAUCUGAAGAGGACUUUCUCACUCAAAGCUCCUCAAGACUGUCUUUGCAACUAGAAGCCCAUAUUUGUCACCUAAGACACCGCAGUUUCUGGUAAUCAAAGCAUGACAGUUGGAAGAGACAAAGGUAUCCAAGGAUAGCAGUGAAGGUAGUGAAUUGAUUCUGUGUGCAUUUUGAUUUUUGAACUUAGUUUGGACUGAACUAUUUUGUGUUGUAAAGGUUUAAAGGUUAGCUAUAUUUGUCAUACGUACAUCGAAACAUACGGUGAAAUGAUUUGCUUGUGUUAAAUCAGCGAGGAUUAUGUUGAGCACCUUUUAAGAGUCACUACCCUUCCAGUGCCAAUGUAACAUGUCCACAACUUACUAACCCAAACCAUACAUCUUUGGACUGUGGGAGGAACCCAGCGCACCCAGAGAAAACCCACAUGGUCACGGGGAGAACGUACAAACUCCUUACAGACAACGGUGGGUAUAGAAUUCUGAUCUUUCAGCCGGCACCGUAAAAUGAUAGCACUAACCAUUAUGCCACUGUGCCACCCAUUUCAUUUUGGAAAUUAAACCAGCAGCUACGAGGAGAUCAGCCACAGAGGGAAAGUGACCUGUGGGACAGUAGGUGCUUGUGGUUUAUUAAUUAUAGAGUUGAAAAUGAUAAGGUGCUCCUGUCAGCGAUGGGCCUCCAUCUACGACAAAGAUGCUUGCCGUAUAACUGGUAGCAAGGACUGAGCCAACACCUAACGAGGUUUGGUAGCAUGCAACCAGCCACCACUCAUCAGCUCUCAUUGCAACAGUUACUGAAGACUCCUCUGGAUCAGGAUGGGUAGAAUUAUUUCACAACAUUAGUUGUCCAUUGUGCUGUGUAGCAACAUCACAUUCAUUAUAAAGUCACAGAACAGUACAGCACAGAAAUCGGCUCUUCAGUCAAUCCAGUCAGUGCCAAACUAUUACUCUUCCUUGUCCCAUCAAACUGCACCUGGACCAUAGGCUUCCAUAUCCCUCCCAUCCAUGUACUUAUUCAAACUUCUCUGGUGUUAAAAUCAAACCCGCAUUCAGUAUUUCCACUGACAGCUCAUUCCAUUCUCACCAUCCUCUGAGUAAAUAAGUUUCCCUCAUGUUCCACUUUUAUUUCACCUUUCACCCUUAACUCAUGUCCUCUAGUAUUAGUCUCACUCAACCUAAGUGGAAAAAGCAUGCUUGCAUCUACCCUAUCUAUACCCCAUAUAAUUUUGUAUACCUCUAUCAAAUCUCCCUUCAUUCUCCUACACUUCAGUGAAUAAAAUCCUCACCUAUUCAACCUUUUCCUCUGACUUAGGUCCUCAAGGCCCGGCAACAUCCUUACAAAUUCUCUCUGUACUCUCAAUCCUAUUGAAAUCUUUCCUGUAGCUAGGCGACCCGGACUAUGGUCACAUACAGAUUAUAUGCACUUUGAUAAUAAAUUUACUUUGUACUUUGAACUAAUGGAAAAUGUUCAACAAUGAACCAUUAGAACUAUGUCCCAUUAGCUAUGAAGAGUAGCUCCAUUUCCAUAGGAAGUUUGUUGGAGGUAUGGUGCAACACUGUGAUGACAAAGACUGGGGAAAGUGUUGAGCCAAUGACACAGAUGUGUUCAACACAACUGACCAAUCUGCAAUUUGUUGAUCAUCCACUUACAGUGUAAAUUUACACAGAACUGGUCAGAACAUUUUCUUGUACAGCUGUGUGAAGUUAGUCAAAUUAAAUUUAUUAUCAAAGUGUAUUCUGUAUAUGUCACCUUGAGAUUCAUUUUCUUGCAGGCACUUACAGGGAGAGAAAGAAAUACUGUAGAAUUUAUGAAAAAAUAUACAUAAAGAAUGACAAACAACGUACAAAAGAAGACAAAUUGUGCAAAUAAAAAACAAUUCUGAGAACAUGAUUUGGAGAGUUUCUGUAAGUGAUUCUGAAUUAGUUCAGAGUCAAAAUGUUAUCCAUGUUGGUUCAGGAGCCUGAUAGUUGUAGGGUAAUGAUUGACCACAGUAUGAUAUUAAAUUAGGAUUGAAUACUAAUCAAACUUACAACAGGCCUACUCUCUUUACUGCUGAAAAAUAUGGCGAUAUGGCAGGAUGAUUAACUUGGGGAAACCAGAAUCAAUGAUGACCUCACUGAAUGGUACUCCAGCUUCCUCUUUGGAAUCAGACACACAGCAUUACUUAGGGAAGUGCAUAACAGCUCACUAAUGUCUUCAUGGAAAUCUUCAACACUUCACUUAUCUAGGCUGCUGUCCCCACAUGCUUCACAUCAGCCACCUGUACGCAAGAACUCUAUACCUUCAAAACCAAACAACAACCACCUGGUGGCAUUAGUGCCAAUCAUCAUGAAGUGCAUUGAACAGCUUGUAAUGGCACACAUCAAUAACUCCAGUUCUGCCACGUUAGACACUCACCAACAUGCUUAUCGACAGAACCGCUCUACAAAAGAUGUCAUAACAUCUUCAUGCACCUGGAAAACAAAGUUAGUUAUGUCAGAAUGCUGCUUCUAGGUUCAGUUUGGCAUUCAAUACUAUUAUCCCACAGACCUUGCUGAACAACCUCAUACUCCUCAGUCUAAAUAAACCACUGUGCAACUGGGUGUUUGACUUCUUAAUCAACAGACCCCAAAUAGUCAAGAUGCAAAGCCACUUCUCUCUCCUCAUGCAGGAAGGCUGAUCAACAUCUCCACCCACUAACUCACCUCUCCACACCAAUAGUUUACCAUUUGCUGUCAGUCACUUUAUGUACAGCACUUAUGUGCUUAGCAUCACAUUAAGGACAUACAAUCAAUCUAUGUAUAUAAGCUAACGAAUGUAUUUAUAGUGUUUUUUUGUGCUGGAUCAGAUCUGGAGUAACAAUGAUUUUGUUCUCCUUUACACUUGUUUUCUGGAAAAUGACAUUAAACAAUCUUGAAUCUUUUGCAGAAUAUGUAACCUUGCUAAGAAUAUCCCUCUGUCCCUCUCACUAUACCCCCUGCCCAUCCUCUGGGUUUACCCCCCUCCCCCUUUUCCUUCUCCCUGGGCCUCCUGUCCCAUGAUCCUCUCAUAUCCCUUUUGCCAAUCACCCGUCCAGCUCUUGGCUCCAUCCCUCCCCCUCCUGUCUUCUCCUAUCAUUUCAGAUCUCCCCCUCCCACUCCCACUUUCAAAUCUCUUACUAGCUCUUCUUUCAGUUAGUCCCGAUGAAGGGUCUUGGCCCGAAACGUCGACUGUACCUCUUCCUAGAGAUGCUGCCUGGCCUGCUGCGUUCUCCAGCAACUUUUAUGUGUGUUGCUUGCUAAGAAUAUGUUUCCUUUGGGAGUGUCCAAAGCACAACCUCAGAAUAAAUGGAUGUCUCUUUAGAACUGAGAUGAGCAGGAAGUUCUUCAACCAGAGGGUUGUGAAUCUGUGGAACAGAUUGCCACAGGGGGCUUUGGAAGCUAAGUCAUUAAAUGUAUUUAAGACAGACUGAUAUUUUCUUGAUUGGUAAGGGGUUUAAGGUUUAUGGGGAAAUGGCAGGAGAAUGGGAUUGAGGAAAACAUUCAGCCAUGAUUAAAGUUGGUGGGCAGAUGGCCUACUUCUGCUACUGUAUCCUGAUAAUGCUGUUUAUUUUAGCUAAUUGUUGAACCCACCACUUUGGUGCAAUAUGUUAAAUCUGGGGACAAGUUACUCACACCUGGAAUUUUGUGAAAACUAACUUCAUUGAUUAACAACCAUGCUAACUCAUUGGGAACCUUCCAUUAGAACAUAACAGGAUUUUGCUUUUAUCGCCAUUGUUAUUGGAUCAGCCUAUUAUAUAUUUUUUCAAUAA
This is a messenger RNA of Mobula hypostoma (lesser devil ray), 10526 nucleotides long. RefSeq names its product transmembrane and coiled-coil domain family 3 (gene tmcc3). Gene Ontology annotation, cellular component: endomembrane system. Lineage: Eukaryota; Metazoa; Chordata; Chondrichthyes; Myliobatiformes; Myliobatidae. The coding region runs from base 293 to 1711 and encodes 472 amino acids. The transcript has 4 exons. The record is from RefSeq and is a predicted model, not a curated record.